CCCGGCGCGAAGCGCCCUACGACCACAAAAAAGGUCUGAUUCUGAGAUAAAUUCAUUGCGUGCCUGGGGUGCCAUCAAGGUAUCAGGCCCACUUUUUCUGGCAUGUGAAGACCUACCUUAGCCAGGCGUUAUCGUAGAUUACCGUUCAGCGGAGCUUUGCAUUUGCCCCUCCUACAUCAAACAUGCAACAGCACCUCUGUUCGGCAGACACGAUUUCAUCAAUAUAACACCCCAGCCAUCAGAUUGUAUCAUGAGUCCCAACGGCGCAAAUGGAGACGCCAUUGUUGGUUCGGAUGGACCAAGGCAGAAAGGCAAAGCCACCCCGGACACCCUCAAAGUCGGAUGCAUAGCCCUUGUCACAAAGGACGGGCAGCUCCGUCGCGCCGAAAUUCUAAGCAUAAAGGAGACCAAGAGCGGGCGGCAGUUCUACUGCAAUUUCGACAAUUUCAACAAGCGCUUAGACGAAUGGGUACCUAUCUCCCGGAUCGACUUUGAGCAGGACGUCGAGUGGCCGAAUCCGGAAAAGGAUAAGCAAAAGGACGGAAAGAGUAAGAAGACAGCGUCUGCAGUAUCGAAGAAGUCGCAACCGUCCAAGAAGGCACAGAAGAAGGUGGGCAAGAGAGAACAGUCUGUCGCAUCCGAAGGCCAAACGCCACAUCCGUGGACAGAAUUUGUCGAGUCUCAGCAACGGGGCAAGACCCCCAAAGUUGAAGAUGGCGAUGACAAAGCGAAUGCGAGCUUGGAAAUUGGGGGCACGCCCGGCAUAGGACCUGACGAGAUGGAGCUAGACGAGGACGAGACACCCGCGAGCGCUGCGAAGAAGGAGCACACGCAUCCGUUCAGUCGGGAACAGGAAAUCGAAAAGCUACGGACUUCGGGCUCCAUGACGCAAAACCCUGCCGAGAUCGCCCGCAUAAGGAACAUUUCGAAAGUGGAAUUUGGGCGAUAUGUCCUGUUCCCUUGGUACUUUUCUCCCUAUCCUGAGGUAUUCAGCCAGGAAGACUGCAUCUUCAUAUGCGAGUUCUGCCUGAGCUACUAUGGCAGUCUCAAGUCAUUUACACGACAUCGGAUGAAAUGUACGCUCCAGCACCCACCAGGCAACGAGAUCUAUAGGGACGAUUUUAUAUCCUUCUUCGAGAUUGACGGCAGACGGCAACGGACGUGGUGCCGAAACCUGUGUCUCCUCUCGAAAAUGUUUCUCGAUCACAAGACGCUCUACUACGACGUUGACCCUUUCCUCUUUUACGUCAUGACGUCGAGGGACGAGAAAGGGAAUCACAUCAUUGGCUACUUUUCGAAGGAGAAGGAAAGCACGGAUGGAUACAAUGUUGCGUGUAUCCUGACGCUGCCCCAGUACCAGAGAAAGGGGUACGGCCGGUUGUUGAUUCAGUUCUCGUACGAGCUGUCCAAGAUAGAGGGCAAGCUCGGGUCGCCAGAGAAGCCGCUCUCAGAUUUGGGUCUUCUGAGUUACAGGCAGUACUGGUCCGAGAACAUUAUUGACCUGUUGCUUGGGUAUAGUGAGCGUGAGGAAAAGUGCACGAUUGAGGGGAUCGCUACAGCGCUCGCCAUGACGACCCAAGAUGUGGAGCAUACGCUUCAGGCACUCAAGAUGCAAGUCUACCACAAGGGAGAGCACAAGAUUGUGAUACCAGAGAAGUUGAUCCAACAGAGGGAGAAGUCGAGGGCGAAGCAGAAACGGCUGAUUGACCCGGAACGGAUCCAGUGGAAGCCGCCGGUGUUCACGGCAUCUAGCAGGACGUGGGGAUGGUAACAUAAGCUUGACUACUUUCAAUACCAAGGAUGAAUGUGUACAAUACAGUGGUGUACAAUACAUACGGAUAUGGCAGCAUCUAGCUAGGGCGUCUGGUGGCAGAGUUGGUAAUGGUAGCGGAACGGCUUCAUUUUGGCUUUCAACCUGAGCUUUUUUUUGCUCUUCCCGCUUCUAGGUUUGUUUUCUCCCUCGAAUGCACGAAAUCGUGUAAUUGCCUCGAGGCAUUGAUUCACCGCAUAGGGGGCAUACUUGUAUCGCUAUCUCUAACUCUCUAUGCAGUUGACUGC
Molecule: messenger RNA, 2058 nt
Organism: Canariomyces notabilis
Lineage: Eukaryota; Fungi; Ascomycota; Sordariomycetes; Sordariales; Chaetomiaceae
Product: histone acetyltransferase-like protein
Exons: 2
Coding region: 251-1771 (506 amino acids)
Biological process (GO): negative regulation of DNA-templated transcription; positive regulation of transcription by RNA polymerase II
Cellular component (GO): MSL complex; chromatin
Molecular function (GO): histone H4K16 acetyltransferase activity; transcription coregulator activity
Source: RefSeq, a predicted model, not a curated record